Molecule: messenger RNA, 2426 nt
Organism: Mercurialis annua (annual mercury)
Lineage: Eukaryota; Viridiplantae; Streptophyta; Magnoliopsida; Malpighiales; Euphorbiaceae
Exons: 6
Coding region: 108-2042 (644 amino acids)
Source: RefSeq, a predicted model, not a curated record
AAAAAAAAAAAGAAAAGAGAGCCGUUAAGCAUAAAACCCUAAAUCCUAUCGGUCGUCUUCAUCUUCUUCUGUGUACGUAAAGAGAACCCUAAUUUGUAGUUGUAGACAUGGACAUUACUAAAUCACGCAAUUUUAAAUCUGAUUGCGACACAAUUCUCUCACAUCUUAAGCGCCAAGAUAAGCUUCUUAUACUCAAAAGAAGAUGGUUAAUGGGACUUCCCCUGUCUAAAUCUGAAAACAAGAAGCUUUUUCGAUAUAAGUCAUUGCCGGAAUCUUUGCUUAGGGAAGAUGAUAUAUUUUUUGACGACGUAAAAAAGCACGUUGAAGAAGCUUUUGGAGUAAGUGGUGAAAUAGAGGAUAGAAUCAUCCAAGAGAAUAAACGAUUGUUUGGUAGAUCUGAUUUGAGAGGAAUCCUUCUAUCUUGCCUUGAUGCUUUGACAAACAAAGGACUCUUUUUUCUUGCCGUGUUUUUAAGAAGGGGCUCUAUCAACUUUGAGAAAACUCGCCCUAAGUUGAAGAAGGUGAUUAAAGAACUGAUUCCGAGGUAUGCUGGGGUUCAAAAUCAGGAAGUUCAAAUAGAAGUUAUGACAAAGCUAGCUCAACUCUUCAAGGACCCGCAAAAUGUACGAGACAAUUGUUUGAUGGACAUGUUUCCCUCAUUUCACUAUCAUCAUGACUCUGCUAUUAAAAUAAUGAAUAGACUAGGGGAGUUGCCUUCAGAAACGCUGCUUGUUAUGCGCAGAAAACUUAGAGGUGACCCAGCUCGCACUCAUCUACGACAAAUCAAAUACCAAUGUACGCGACAGAAGCUGAUUUAUAAAGUAAGGGAAAAAAUCCGGAAAAUGCUUUCAGAACUCGUUAGAAAGGAUGAAUUGCAAGCACCAUUAGCCAAAGCACUUGAUGUAGCAGGUUGGUCACUAAAAUUAACGCCAGGCUAUUCAAAUUCUGCAGUGUCAGACUUUUACCAGGUCUCCUCGGAGAUAAAAACUUUGCAGAAUGAGAUAGUAAAAGCUAUAUGUUUACUCAAGUAUAAAACAAAAGUCAAAAUGGGAGAGCUGAAAACCUUGCUGAUUCUUUUAGACCCAACUGCUGAUGUGCCAAAUGCAUAUCUAAGAACAACAAUAAAGAAAAUAUUAACCGAAUACCUUUUUGACUGCAGUGAUUUGGAUAAGAUUCCCAAAUCCUUGUUAGAUGCUCUUGCUAUAAUAAAUGGGAAGUCUCAAAGUAUGCUGAUAGGAUGUUUCCUGAAGGAUGAAAUUGAAGAGGAGGUGGAAUGCGUAUUAAAUUUAAGUGCUCAAAUGAAGCAAGUUGUAUGGGAUUUGUUUCCUGAUUGUGACUUUGCUGAGGGUUUCACUGAUGCGUAUAUGGAAGAUUUAGAAGAAAGCGAUGAUAAUUAUGAUUGCUGCGACACAGAUGAUUUUGUUGCUUCUGGUGAGGAUGAUGAUGGUCUUCAACUGAUGCCCAUAAACAUUUUUAGUACUAGUCGAAGUCAUUCUGUUGAUUCGGGCAGCAUAGAAGAGAGUUGUGGUGAUUAUGUACCAGUUGAUUCAAAUCCAUCAGUUACUAAUUUUGAGGGGAAUCAUGAGGAAAAAAGCAAUGUUGAAGAGAGGUCUAAUGUGAAUGCGACUCAGUUCGAAGUAGACCACAUGAGAAAAUUUGGAAAUUUAAGCAUCAAUGUAAACUGUUUUUCUUCCCAUUUUUCCCUCUCAGAAAGGUUAGAUAACAAUUCUGUUGAGGAAAAUGAAAUUACUAACUCAUAUCUCGGCGUCCAAGAAGUUUGCGAUGAGACUGCAAUGAUUGCCUACAAACUCAUUGGUUCUAUGAUGGAUAAAUUCGCACAAGAAGAAGGCUUGAAUAUGAAAUCGACAGAUAGGAUAUAUCUCAGAGGACAUGUCCCUACUCAAGAAAAUCCAGAAGAAAGGCAAACUACUACUGAAGAAAAUUUUGCUGGUUCUGUUAUUAUUCAAGCUGUUGAAAAGCUAAUGCCGGCCCUGUCAAAGAGUGGAAUGGAAAAACUGAAGGAGCUAGUUGGCAUCCUUUGAUUACGCGAAAUUAAAGCUAAACUCCUGAAAUUCCAGAAAAUACUGGCAAUUUCUUGUACAAGCUGAUUAAUCCUGUCAAUUUAUCAGAGGAGCGACUUGAUGAACUUCAAACAAGAUUGUUCAUUUGAGAUGACUAGACGCCCUCAUGAAGAAUAGUUUAAUCAUUCUAACACUAACAGCGGCCAUUGGUUCCCGAAUAUUUCAGAUUCCUAAGAAAUUCUAGAACUGUUGUAAAUAGAAGUAGCAGAUUGUCAGAUGAUAAAGAUGUCUUGAUUGUACAGUUAGAAUAUCAGCAGAAAGAAAAGAAGAGGGAAGGAAAUGGAAAGUGAUGAAAAACUUUAAUUUCUUCAGUUGAGAGUAUAGAAUAAUAUCUGGUUAUACGCA